Molecule: messenger RNA, 702 nt
Organism: Mytilus californianus (California mussel)
Lineage: Eukaryota; Metazoa; Mollusca; Bivalvia; Mytilida; Mytilidae
Exons: 5
Coding region: 112-702 (196 amino acids)
Source: RefSeq, a predicted model, not a curated record
GGUCAUAGGGCAUACGGAACAUGGAGUUAUGCUAUUAACUUAUGUUUACUCAGGAAUGAAUCACUUUUAAAAGAGCGGAAUAACAGUUCGGACUACUGGUUAGGAUAUUUCAUGUAUGAAGAAGACGAAUCCAAUCAAAGAUGUGGUGCGAUCCUAAGGAAUGAUAUUACGCAGCCACCAACCUACCAGUUCAGACCUUGUUCAGAUCACUUGCAUGUUUUAUGUAUGGACGAAACCGACUCAAGUUUUAUAAGCACCCCAAUAUCAAUAAAUAGUGAUAAUCAAAUUCCUGCAAACUCAACAGAAUCAGCGUUCGAUGUAUCAUUUAAGCCUACUUCUACACAGAUAGCUGAUGUACAGAGAUCUGGUGUAAAGAACAAUACAUUUGUUGUAGGAGAAGUAGUCAUUGUGAAUGUUGUUCUCUUCGGACUGUGUAUUCUCGUUGUCAUUAUGAUAAUCCUAAGAAAGCGAUUGACUUUACAAGUUUGUCAAACAGCCAAACAGAAAUUUCAAAGGUGUAACAUCAGUAAAAAUCCAAUGGUACAAACAAAUGGAAAUAGUGAAAUGAAGAACAGAAAUAAAACUGAAUUGGUUCGUGACAGCUAUGACGAAACUUGGGAACUUCGUCGUAAUAUAGUUCAUAAUGGCGAACUUGACCAGCAGGAUAUCAUUAUUGUUCAAACGGAGGAAACGGAAAUAUGA